AUGCGUCAUGUAGCAGCACCAACAAAGCAUUUUACCUAUCCACUACAGUCUUCCACCGCACUUGCAUCUAUCAUACUCAUCAAGAAUGCAUUCACAAUCAUCACACUGCUCUUUCAUCGCUUUACUCUAUGGGUCAAAAACCUAGGGAAUGUUCACACAGCUCCACAACUUUUCAAGAAUUCUCUAGAUUAUGAACCCCAACCGAAUCUAGUAGUGGAAAGUGGUAUUCAACCUUCGCUAUUUAAUACUUGCCAUCAUCAAAUAGUCUAUGCAAAUGUUUCCUUCAAAGCACCGUUACCCCCCACAUAUGAAAGGGAAGUUUGGCACUAUAAUCGUGCUCAAAUCCACCUCAUUGAAAGAAGCAUCGAGAACUUUGACUGGGUCAGAGCAGAAAAACAAGAUGAUGAAGUAAACUUAAGGGGAAAUACAGAUUUUGUUUCCGAACUAAUUACAGACACAAAGUCCUCCUACUUUAAAAACCUUGGUGAAAAGCUAAACGACCCAUUGAUUGGUACCAAGACUUACUGGUCUAUCCUAAAACGUCGUAUGAAUAAGGUCAAAAUACCUACAGUUCCUUCUCUUCUUGUGGACAAUAUUUUUGUGACUGAUUUUAAGGAAAAAGCUGGCAUUUUUAAUGUGUUUUUUGCUGACCAAUGUAACAUCCUAGUUAAUGGAAGUACUAUCCCUGACAUUAAUCUCAAGACUGAUAGGCGCAUAAGUAGUAUUACUUUUUCAUCCUCUGAUUUGUCAAAAAUCAUAAAGGAUUUAAACCCAAAUAAAGCACAUGGGCAUGACAAUAUUUCUAUUAAGAUGAUACAAAUGUGUGGUAAUUCUAUAAUAUUUCCCUUGAAAUUGCUCUUUGAAGCAGGAAUAAAAUCUGGCUGUCUUCCUGAUACUUGGAAAAGAGGAAACAUCAUCCUUAUCCACAAGAAGGGAAAGAAAAACAUUGUUAAGAACUACAGACCAAUUUCACUUUUACCAAUUUUUAGCAAAAUAUUUGAAAAAAUAAUCCACAACAGUUUAUUCAGAUAUUUUCAGGAGAAUAAGCUUUUGUCUGAUCAGCAAUCUGGUUUUCGUAGAGGUGAUUCCUGCACUUCCCAGUUACUUGCCAUCACUCAUGAAUUAUACAAAUCUUUUGAUUGCAAUCCUUCUCUUGAAACUAGAGGUGUAUUUCUUGACCUAUUCAAGGCUUUUGAUAAAUGGAUAUUUUCACGGCCUUUAUCCACUAGAAUUAAUGAUUUUCCUGAAAACAUUGUAUCUGUAUCCAAACUGUUUGCUGAUGACACAUCUAUAUUUUCUACUGUUUAUGACAUUACAAAGUCUAGCAUAGACCUAAAUAAUGAUCUUUCUACUGUUAAAAAGUGGGUUUUUCAAUGGAAGAUGGCUUUCAACCCUGAUCCUAGCAAACAAGCUACAGAGAAACAUCUUGGAUUAAUUCUUGAUAAUAAACGUAGUUUUGAUCACCAUUUGAGAAGAUAUGUAAGGCUAACAAAGUCAUUAUUGUGUAUUUAUAAGUCAUUUAUUAGACCACAUCUUGAUUACGCAGAUGUAAUAUAUGACCAGCCACAUAACGACAGUUUCUGCAAUAAGAUAGAAUCUGUCCAAUACAAUGCUGCUCUUGCUAUCACUAAAGCUAUCAGAGGUACUACUCGCAAGCGUCUAUAUGAAGAACCUGGUCUUGAGAGCCUUACCGACAGGCGUUGGUAUCACAGACUUGCUUUCUUUUUUAAUAUUGUAUCAGGUACCUCACCUGGCUAUCUAGGUUCAUUCCCUUGA
Molecule: messenger RNA, 1776 nt
Organism: Hydractinia symbiolongicarpus
Lineage: Eukaryota; Metazoa; Cnidaria; Hydrozoa; Anthoathecata; Hydractiniidae
Exons: 5
Coding region: 1-1776 (591 amino acids)
Source: RefSeq, a predicted model, not a curated record